Molecule: messenger RNA, 6775 nt
Organism: Acinonyx jubatus (cheetah)
Lineage: Eukaryota; Metazoa; Chordata; Mammalia; Carnivora; Felidae
Gene: PCGF5
Product: polycomb group ring finger 5
Exons: 10
Coding region: 331-1101 (256 amino acids)
Biological process (GO): regulation of transcription by RNA polymerase II
Cellular component (GO): PRC1 complex
Source: RefSeq, a predicted model, not a curated record
CCCCCGCCCCCGCCCGCGCCGCCCGCACCCCCGCUGCCCCGCCCCGCCCCCGCCGGCGCGGGCUCCCUCACCUACCGCCCCACGCGCGCGCGCUCGCGCACCACGCGCCCCGCGCGGCCCGCCCGGAUCGUGGCCUCCCGAGAGCAAGAUAUGGGAAAGCAGAACCACCAAAAGGAGUGAUGACCAGCGAUCUCAUGAUAAAUCUGGAUGUUAGUUCUCAUGCCUCAGGACAUCCAGUUGGGAACUCCACGCCGGCUCUUGGGAUCGGACUUCGUCCGCUUACUACCCCUCUUUGCCUGAACUACUAAAGCCAGUCCUAGCUAACCACGAAUGGCUACCCAAAGGAAACACUUGGUGAAAGAUUUCAAUCCUUAUAUCACCUGCUACAUCUGUAAAGGGUACCUGAUCAAGCCAACUACAGUGACAGAAUGCCUCCAUACCUUCUGUAAGACUUGUAUUGUCCAGCACUUUGAAGACAGCAAUGAUUGUCCAAGGUGUGGCAACCAAGUGCAUGAGACAAAUCCAUUAGAAAUGUUGAGGUUGGAUAAUACAUUAGAGGAAAUUAUAUUUAAGCUGGUCCCUGGACUGCGAGAACAAGAACUUGAGCGUGAAUCUGAAUUUUGGAAGAAAAAUAAGCCUCAAGAAAAUGGACAAGAUGAUACUUCAAAAGUUGACAAACCUAAAGUAGAUGAAGAAGGUGAUGAAAAUCAAGAUGAUAAAGACUAUCACAGAAGUGACCCACAAAUUGCUAUAUGUCUAGAUUGUUUACGAAAUAAUGGACAGUCAGGAGACAAUGUAGUAAAGGGUUUAAUGAAGAAAUUCAUUCGAUGUUCUACCCGUGUAACUGUGGGAACUAUUAAAAAAUUUUUAAGUUUAAAACUAAAACUUCCAAGUUCUUAUGAGUUGGAUGUGCUGUGCAAUGGUGAAAUUAUGGGGAAGGAUCACACUAUGGAAUUCAUCUACAUGACAAGAUGGCGACUAAGAGGCGAAAACUUUCGGUGUCUGAACUGCUCAGCUUCGCAAGUCUGCUCUCAGGAUGGCCCUUUGUAUCAGUCCUACCCCAUGGUAUUGCAGUAUCGACCAAGAAUUGAUUUCGGUUAGACCAAGGGGCCUAGAUCCCACGGAGAUGACUCCUGCACUCUUUGUUUACUCAUCAGCAGAUCGCACAGGGAACGGUGUGUGGACGAGAGGGACACAACCAGAUUUUCAGCAUGCAAAUAAGGCCAUUGUCUGUCUCUAAAUUGUCAGUUGCAUUUAUGUUGUUUCUAUUAAGAGUGAACCAAGUGCCAUUCUGCUACUGAAUCAUCCGCAUACGGUAUUUGUGCUGUCUCAGUGUACAAGUCGUGGUUGCAAUCAGCUACGGGUGCAGCCACGAUUCAGCCUCCCGGAUAUUUUGCUUGCCUGUUCCAAGACCGUUCUAACGUUUGAUUACACUAGUAAUAUGACUCAAUCUGUGUGGUGUUGCAGUUUUCACAUACUUAAUAUUUUAUUAAUUUUUGUUUAAAUAGAGUACUGUACAAGAAAUAAUUAUUAUAUCUUGAAGUUAUUUUGUAUGGGAAAGUAUUUAGAAGAGUGGUUUUUGAGCCACGGUCCUGUUCUAAGCUUUUUCUGUGUGAAAUAGUUCACUUUUGAGUGUGCAAGACUUUGGGGGAAGAAUUCCAAUUAUUCUCGUCAUUAGAGCACAUUAUAGUUGUAGACAUGUUAAGUCCUCCAGCUGUGUGGUCUACCUACCAUUGCACAAGGAGGCAUGCUAGCCCUCCAGAUUGAAAGUGUGUGUGACCGGGUGGACCACUGAAGUCCGAUUCAGAACCAUUGGAAAGGUCGACAGCUGGCCACACUUACUUCUGACAAAAUUACUGCAUCAGCAAGGUCAGUCUUUCGUAAUGCCUUAUGACGAGCAGGUGCUGCUUCGUGAAACAUCACUGUGUAGCCCGUUCUAUGUAUGCGUCAUUCUAUUGUGGCUCUCAUUUAAUGAGUAGAAUGUCUCUCUUUUUAAGUUGGCCUUAGGUGUGUGUCAUUGUGGCAUGCAGAGGGUUAUGAUGAUUUUAAAUAUUAGGAUUUUUAGAGCAGAUAACAUUAGCUAUUUUAUGGAUUUUAGAAGUCUCAAGGCAAUUAUAAAUUAAAACUGUUACCUAUCGCAGCUCCAAAACCACAUGCGUCUAAUAGAGUAACUGCAGUGUAGUAGGUGAACAUGCUAACCCAAAUUAAUGAUUUGAGGAGAUUCCAUUUUAGAUCCUGUAGUCAGCAGGGGGAAAUGGGAUUCUUGUUUUAUACAUAAACUCGUUAAGGUCAGAGCUGGGAUAAUGUCCUUGAUUUUGCAGUUUUGUUAAGUCUUCCAUUCAUUUUGAGAUUAGUCUGCAAGUCAGAGAAAGUCUCAUUACCUGAAAUUAUGUGAAGAACUUCGUUUGAAACCUUUAAAUCGACAGUUGUUUUCAAACAAACUUAUUUGGAAAUUGUUUUGUUAAUUGCCUCAAAAUAAACAAGUUAACCUCCGAAACUUAGUAAAAGUCUUGAAAGCUAGGAAAAACUGUUUUAGAAAUCUGACACGAGCACAAUCUGUGUGUUACACACAUAGUUUUUAUACUGUAUACAUUGUAGACGUGCUACAUUUUCCAGUAAAAUGUAUCACGGAUUAAUGCCUUCUGAAUCUCAAAAUGCUUCUUAGGAAUAAAACAUUGUACAACUCUAAAAAACACAUACAAAAUACAGCUAAAUCUUGAUGCAUUUCACACUAUAAAAGGCUGAAACUUCCUAAAUUACCUUUUCAUGUGUCAUUGUUUCAAGUCAGGAAGUCUCUAUCACAGUUUUCUGUCGUUAUUGUUUGGACUUUUGUGAAAAAGGUUAUGGCAGUGCUUUCUUAAUUUCAUUCUGUUAGAUUCUGUUUGUGCCUGGAGGGACUCAGAAGCAGAAUUUAAAAGGCAGAUUAUUGUGAACUCUUUCAAGAUGGUUAGAACAGACCAUUACACUCAACCAAAAACAGCAUCUACUCUCUAGCUACAGAAAUUAUUUUGCUGUGCUGUGAAAUCCAAUUCCCUGACAUCCCUAGGAAAUUCUAAUAUUAUAAAUUUGUCACAUCUAGGUCAGUGAUUAAAAUAGUGUUUUACAUAUGGAAGUUAACUAACUCAAAAUGAAUUGGGAGUGCAUUUUAAAGUAAAACCACAAAUGAGACCUGUGUGUUUUGGGUUCCCCAGCCAAAACUUAGAGCCUUCAGUGAGUUUUAGACACAUGAGCUCUUUAAGUUGGGUCUGUUGCUGCCUCAUCACAUGUAAUUUUACUGUUUUCCAAGGAAAUAUGUAGGAAGCAAUUAUGGAAUUGAGAAUCGUUUUAUGUAAAAUUCCUUUAUUCACUGUUCACAUGUUAACAUUUUUAUGGAAAUGCAGUGGAAUAUGUGCCAAAACAUGUGAAAGGAAACCAUAAGGGAAGCAGGGCAUCAGUUGGCAUUUAGGGAAACGUACAGUUUAGGACCAUCCUGAGUGAUACAGCAUUACUAUUCAGAACUGUAGACUUCUUCAACCCGCCUCUUGUGGUAUAUUCAGCUAUAAUUUCCUAAGUAUGGGACUGCUUUCAUGUCUGAGCAAUACACUAAUUAUCCCCUAAGUCAGCUUAAGGAAUUUGCAAGAAACCAGAUACAAGAAACAUAUACAGGUGACUUUUGCAGUUAGUUUUAUAAACUUAGGGUGCUAAUAAAGCUCUUACAUAAGUAAACUGUAGGAAUAAUCCUCUGAAUCUGCAAAACUGGAGAAAACUCAAUUAAAUUUGUUUAAAUUUGUUGUCUCUUAAGCAAGAAACCGAAAGAACUUUACCUUCCAUAAAGGACUUUGUAAUCGCUUUUCUCUGCCCUAGGAUGUCAGAGAUAUAAGAGGGCCAAGGAAGCUUGGAUAUAAAGAAGGACUGUGGUUCAUGCAUACCACUUUAACUGAAGUAAUCACAUCAGUUAACAGAAAAAUCAGAAUAUGGCCUUUUCUCUAGAUGAAUGGAAUACUUUUAAGAGGUAUAAAAAAUAAACUAAAAGGCUCACUGAUGAGGUAAGAUAAGGUCAUUCAGUCUGGGGUGUGGGUACUUUGGGUAAGGUCUUUUAACUACUUUUAGAAAAGUGUAUUAUUUAUCCAUUGAAAAAUCUGUCCCAUACUCAACUACAUUAUUCACUAAAACGAAAUCCAAAUUUAAGUGAUUCUUGAAGGGGGAAAAGUGUGUUACAUAAUAUUGUCAACUCUUUAGCUUUAGUGAAAUAUUUAAGAGAAAGUGCCUCUUUUGCUAAAAGUGCAUUUCUGUUUAGAUUUGCUGCAUAACUUUUGAGUUCUCUGUACCUGUCUCUUAUGAAUGGUUUUAUAUCCAAAUAGGCACUCAUAAGUGAGAGUAAUCUCUUUUUGAAAGAUUUUCAUAAGAAGUAGAGAUCACCAAAGACAUUCUACUGUUGAUUAACAAUCAUGCUAGAGAGACAGUUUUAACAGUUUGGAGGGUGGAAUUUUUUAGGUUGCAAUUUAAUUUUAUAUAGUUAGGCAAUAACCUUAAGUAACCUUAACUGCUACAAUAUCACCAAAGAAAGGCUUUAAACUGAUUUUUGUGGUGAGAUCAAUCAAAUGUAGGUUUUUCUUGCAAUAAUCAGAGCACACUUCCUCUCCAAUAAUGGCCCUUGUUUUUCCAGCACCAUCUGACAGGUCUUAGGAAAUCCUCAAAGGUGAGAAAGAGAUAAAGCACCACAGUUAGCUCCCCCUUUGGAUGCAAGUGGGAGAAAUACAUCCUUUGAAGAGAAUAUUGAAAUUGAGAUUUUAAAGUUUAAUUUGAGAAGCUCUUUAAUUCACUUCAUUAGAGUCCAUAUAAACAAAAUUUAUGCUUAUUUGGUUCCUGGGUUCUUAGUAAAAGGAGAAAUUUCAUUACAGACAGACUUUGGUAGAAGUGCUGACAUGCUUACUUGUAUAAGAAAUAGUACAUUCUAUUGGACUUACCUAAGUGGGGUUUUUUUUUUUUUUUUGUAUUCAAAAGCAAAGUUUUCAUAAAGGCUGAUUUUUUUUUCUUAAAAAGCAACUCUUUGUCUUCUUUCUUAGUGAUUACCUUAUUGUGAUUAGAAUGUAGCCAUACGGCCAAAUUUGGCAAAAUAAGUCCCAGAUCAAGAGCAUAUACAUCAAGUUAGGCACUGCCCAUCCGCCGUUCUCCCUGGGAGCUUACGCUGUGGCCACCUUGAAGGUCAAACUCACGUGAUGCAGCCUGAUAGGCCACUGGGUCAACCUCCUUGGAUGCAGUCUGCCACAUACUCUGGUUUAUCGUAAGGAAUCUUCCCUCCGGCUAAGCUUUAUACCAGUAAGAUGUUGGUUGUAGGAAUUGCAAAAAUGAAUCCGUUUGCCAUAACUUUAAUCUUUUGGAUUAGAAACAAAAACGUGAAAAUGCUAUUAAUACUGUAAGACAUAGAUCCUUACAGUAAGAAACGUAACAUGCCCGCCAGAUCUGGUCUAUGGAAAAGUCAAAAAAGAUGACAUAUACUAGAGAUGCAGAAACCCUUCGAAAGCACAAAAACACCAUCCAGUUCUGGAUUCACUUGGCGUACCUAGGUCUGUAGUAUUUUUGAUGGAAAAACUUCAGAUUGAAAGGUCAUUAAAAUGUACUUCUACAUUACAGGGUUUUCAUGGUUUUCUUUUUCCUAAAACAGAGGUAUUUUCCCAAUAAUUUAAAAUGAUUCUCUUCCUAGGGAAGAGCCUUCACAAAUGGUAUAUUUACUCACUAUCCUUAAACUGUAUUUGCAAAUAGAAUUAAAAUGCUUCAGCACUUCCUUUUCAGAAAGUUAUAAAACUUUAAAAUAAUUUAUUUUAAAUGCUCAAAUAUGUAUACUCAUUGUGCCCCUUUUUCUAGGAUUCAGUACUGAGACAUUAUUCAGAAAUGCCUUUUAAUUUUAAUUGUCUUUAAAUAUAGAAUCAAAUGAAAGAUCUGUUAAAAUACUGGGUCUAGUUUUCUUCCAUCUUUCAGAGCUUCAUGGAGUAAGAAACUAAUCUAGUACAGACGAAGAUUAAAUAUUUCUGGGCACAUUGUACAGACAGUAAACAGAUCAUCUAUCCCUAGACUGCACCUCAGUCCACUGGAGCAGAAGUUCUACACGUUAGAAAUGUAAUGGGAUCAGCCUCACAUUUUGGGGGGUCGGUUUUCUUUUGCUGUAUUUUUUAGAAUGGGGAUGGGGGCCUAAGUGUCCUUACGAAGCUGUGGCCCACGACGAGAGCUUGUGGGAGAGCGCCAGCCUUCAGCUGCGUUCCUGUACUUGGCGACAACAGCAAGCACCAGAGUUUGGUAGAGUAGCCCUCCCGUCAGACAAGACCGUCACAGGAUAUACUGUAUAGUUAUGUUGCUAAUUUUCCUUUGAAAUAUAAAAUAUUUUAAGCUUUUUUUGUCAAAAGUGGUAACAUCUUAAUACAAAUAAAAACCUUUUUGUGGUUGUAAGAUUUAGCUUAUAAAUCAUUCAAAUUGAAGUGAAAGAUUACCAGGUCAUUGUUAAUGACUUCGUCUAUUAAGAAUAUAUGUAUUUUUGUAAAGGAAAAGCACUUGUAGAUAUUUAAUCAGUACAAGAUAUAUGUCUGUUUUGCAGAAAUAAAAUGCUGCUUAGAGAUUCUCUUUAAAUAUUUUUAUUUUUGUGCUCAAAUGUAUUUUCUGUUGAUCUAUGGAAUGUUCUGUAUAAAGCUGUAUGGUUGUACCGUUGGGCUAGAUUCUUUUGUUUUUUAAAAUCUGGACUUAGCCGAGUAUAUUUGACCAUGUUAAAAAUAGUAUCUUUGUUAUUAAAAUUCUGAUUGCAUAA